Messenger RNA from Tigriopus californicus, 765 nucleotides. RefSeq lists its product as uncharacterized. The coding region runs from base 309 to 668 and encodes 119 amino acids. NCBI's taxonomy places the organism in Eukaryota, Metazoa, Arthropoda, Copepoda, Harpacticoida, Harpacticidae. Gene Ontology annotation, biological process: regulation of synaptic transmission, cholinergic; positive regulation of voltage-gated potassium channel activity; sleep. The record is from RefSeq and is a predicted model, not a curated record. The transcript has 3 exons.
AUCCAAGGCAAUAAGACAGUAAAAGUCCAAGCCCGCUCUCGUGUGUGUCUGUGUGAGUGUGAGUGAGUGUGUCCCUUACGCUCAGGAUUUCAUCCGAGUCAAAAGUGCACGAGCCAACUAGCCCAAAAGCGAGCGAAUCUUCUUCAGUUUUGAAAAUUUCCUGUCGAGAAUACGAGCUUCUCUGGAACUUACGAGAGACCUCCACCCAAAACCAAAUUGUUAGUGCUUUUCAAUUGUUAAAACGGCGUUUCCAACCUCAGAACUCGUUCUCGUGCUUCAGUGAGCAUUGACAAACUAUACGCAAGACAAUGAAGCUCUUGGUUCUGUCCAGUCUCUUGGUCAUUUUCGCCAUCUUUGGGUCUGUGGAAAGUCUCCAAUGCUACACUUGCAUUUCGGGAACUGGGCGUGAUUGCACGGAUAUCUCGCAAGCAGAGGCCUCAGAAUGUCGCGCGGGAGAGCUUCAUUGUACGAAGAUUGUGCUUGGCAAUGAUGUGACUCGAGCUUGUUUCACCGGGCGUAAAUCCCAAGAGACGGGAUGCAAACAGAAUGGAGGCACUAUUAGUUGUGUUUGUGAAGGGGAUCUUUGCAAUGGAGCGACGUCCAUGAAAGCCAUUUCUCUCGCUCUCUCCAUACCUUUGGCACUUUUAGUGGCUGCUCUUCUCCACUGAGAGGCCCCAUCAAUAUUGAUUUAAAAAAUGAGAAGAAAAAGAUAUCAUUCUAUUGGAUUUAGGAAAAUGAAAUAGAGUCAGUUUCGUUUUUUUUUUA